Molecule: messenger RNA, 3345 nt
Organism: Microstroma glucosiphilum
Lineage: Eukaryota; Fungi; Basidiomycota; Exobasidiomycetes; Microstromatales; Microstromataceae
Exons: 3
Coding region: 275-3085 (936 amino acids)
Biological process (GO): positive regulation of transcription by RNA polymerase II
Molecular function (GO): transcription cis-regulatory region binding; metal ion binding
Source: RefSeq, a predicted model, not a curated record
CUCCCCUUGUCUCCUUUCUCCUCCAACCGGGAUCCACACUCGCUCUUGUAGCGGGUGCCGGUCGUCGACUUCAUCUUCUGACACUGCUUCACACUUCAUCUCCUUGCACCUGAGGCCUGCAUCCCGCUUCCGGACACGUUACACGCCUGGACGCUGCUGACAGGUCUACCCGGCUCUUGACUCGACAAUCAAGCUCACUGGGCAAGGACUACACUCAGUGUUGUAGUUCCUUGGUAAGCGCUACAAGAUCCUCACUGAGACCUCGCCUAUCUCCAUGAGCGCUAUAGGCCACAAUAUGGCCUCCAUGAAUCCCCGAGGCAAACAUCUGGCAGCCAGCGGUGAUGGUGGAGGUGGCGGGGGAGGGGGCAGAGAUCGAGGCCAGAACAUCAAUCAUCUCCUCUCUUUCACGCUGCCGCCAAGAGCUCGGCCGCCUCCUCCGACCAAUGCUCGCCGGUCGAAGCGCAGCGGCGGUACGCCAUUCAACAAAGAGCGCUACGUGUCCGCCCAGUAUCGCUUCCUAGUCAAGCCUACAGGCGACUACACUGCCUACUUUGCAGAUGCAGACAUCUACCUCAACUGGGGCGACAUUCUCUCCGUUCUCAUACCUACAUCUUCAGCCUUGUCUGGCGCAGCUACCUCAGCUCUUCCUUCAUCUUCUCAGCCAUCUCUAGAGACUCACGAGGGCGCUGCAUGCCCCAUCUGCCUCAGCCCUCCCACUGCUCCGCGUAUGACGAAAUGUGGCCACGUCUAUUGCUACCCCUGUAUUCUGCAGUAUCUCUCUACGACGGAUGGGCCUGCUUCGGCUGGUCCUGCACCCAUCCCCGGCGCUCCCGUAGGAGCCAGCGUCAACUCUGGAAAUGCCCUGACUGGACCUACGAAUCGUCAGUGGAAACGGUGUCCCAUCUGCUGGGACGCUGUCUAUGCCCGAGAUCUCAAGGCGGUUAGAUGGUGGGACCCGAAGGCAGUAGCUGCUCAACAGGAUCGUCAACCAGCUGCUGGCAACGAGCAGAUAGGCGAUAUCAUCGGCCAUUUCGAGAGCGGAGACGAGCCUUCCACAUCUCAACAGGCGCCGUCUACCCAGAAUCCAGACUACCUGCGCAUGCGUCUGAUGGAGAGGCCGCAGAUCACCACCUUGGCUCUGCCUCAAUCUUCGACCUGGCCGACUUCCUCGACGUCACCCUCCGACCAGCCCUUGCUCGCUCAACAUCAAGCACCAUGGCAUUUUCAACCAGACGUGAUGACGUACUGCAAAUUCAUGCUCGCCACUCCUGACCUCCUACUCGAGUCGCUCACACAAGAUGUAGAUGAGCUGGCAGCUGAAAAGAAGCUACUCAGCUCUUUUGGGAGCACUCAGGGUGAUGACACGAUAGCGUACGUGACUCUAGCGGAGAAGAAGGUUUCGGAGCAGAUGGGGAAAGUUAUCAACGAGCUGGACACUCCUGCUGUAAGAAGCGCGAUCGGUCAGGCGAAGAAUGACCUGAAGGAGCACGAGGAGGCUGAAAGGGGUCAAAGGGUUCGAGACAGCGAGAAUACCAGCCGACGGAGGCGAAGACAGAUCGAGAGGGAGAAAGAAGAGCACCGCCAAUCAGAGGAUGCCAAAGCGGCAGAGGAUGGGGAGUCCAAGGUUGAGGAUUCCCAGGACGACACCUCGAGCACUCCCCUCAACACUCCCUCUGUUGAAUCAUCUGAAGGCGCGGAGGCCUUCCUUGCCCUUCGAGCGCAAGGUCAAGGAGGAUCGUAUCUUCCUCGCCCCAAGGAAGAAGCUAAAGCCUCUGCAGCUAUGGCGACAAGCUCAGACGAAGCCACAAAUGCAGCGCCGCCGACCGCGCCUGCUCCAAAGUCUCACCAGCGCCCUCGACGCAACCUCAAUCCUCCCGCCCCUUCUUCUUCAUCCUACCUCUUCUACCAAGCCGCCUCCGGUCAGAACAUCUACCUGCACCCUUUGGACAUCAAAGUUCUCCACUCUCAAUUCGGAGCCUAUUCUCGCUUCCCCCGCGACAUCGCCGUCAAGGUCCAAGGAGCAGAAGAGGGCAGCAUGAAUGAGGAGCUUCAGAAGAGGUGCAAGUACCUCACGCAUUUGCCCAAAGGCACGGACGUCGUCUUCAUCGAGGUCGACUGGGAGAGUAUGGCUGCCGUCCCCGCUAACAGCCCUUCAACAGAGGGCGGUAUGGAGGCGAGCGAGCCACGCUUGAUCGAAGAGAAGACUCUGAAGCCCUACAGUCAAGUGCUUAGGGCUAGGAGAAACAAGCGAAGGGACAAGGAGAGAAAGGAAGACCGAGCCAAGCUCAAGGCCGAAGAGGCCGAAGCCGCUUCCCGUCCUGGAGGCGCAGCAGCUGCAGCGCGUCAUCACCAGCAACAGCAGCAGAUGCAAAGCAGCAAUGGUCGCCACGUCCAUAUGCUCUCGAGCAGCUACGGCAGCGAAGGCGGCCGAUCUGCCGUCUCUUCGCACGGCCAAGCCACCUCGCCCACCUUUAUGGAGUCGGCCCUCUGGGGUGCCGAGCGCGACUUUCCCAUCCAUCCUGGUCACCACGGCGGCGUCGACGACGAAUUCCCAUCGGCGCUAGCGUUGACUGCCGCCUCGUCUUCCUCGCCAAACAUGACCCCUACACGCAGCCCCGCCUCUUCUGCUACACAGCCCUCGUCAAGGACGGGGACUGGGAGCAAGACAGUCUGGGGAACCGUAGCGCCCAAGCCCUCCUUCUCCUCUACCUUGCAUGCCUCUUCUCGCGGUACCUCCGGUGCAGGUGGCGCAGGAGGCGCAUGGGAUGAAGACGUCGAUGAUGCCUGGCUUGAGCUGGAGGAAGGGUUUGUACUUGGCACGAACAACUCGCGACAGGUCAGACCGGGGAGGGGAUUGAAUUCCCAGCAGGGCAAUAGACGUACAAAUGGCACUGCAGGUUCCGGUGCCACUACCGGUGUGGGAGCGGCGGGUAAAGGCGAUGGAGGGCGUGCUGCACCCAUCGAAGGAGAAAAGGGCAGCACGACGCCUGGUGCUGUCCCCAGUGGUGGCGGCGGUGGAGGAGGAGGAAAGAAGCAGAGGAAAGCCAAGCUGGUCCUCACCGGUGGAGGGAGGGGCACUGGCUGAUCUUCUUCCUUGCUCUGCAAAGCAAAAGCAAAAUCUGUCUGUCUAUCUUCCUCUCCUCCUUUUAUCUCAUCUCAUCUUGGAUUUUUGGCAAUCCAUUACCAGCAUUAUAACCUUUGUUCGCAAAAUCGACACCAGGAAUUGUGGGCGCUGAGGGCGAGGGCAAAGUGGUAAGAGGUGAAUCGAUGAUAUGACAUGACUCAACACGCUUUGACAUGACUUGACAUGACAUGACAUGGCAUGACAAUGACAAUGACAAUGAC